CUUCGCAUCCUCGCAAUAUUCCCGGUUUUCAUGAUAUCCAUCGCCUCCCUACUCGCUGUACUUUGCGUUUCCGCGGGCAAGAAGCCAGGCAUGAUGGACGACUACGCCCUUUUUGCCCUUGACGUCUCAAGGAUCGGCGAAGAUAUGCUACAGAAUCUGGACGCCAAGAUCAGCUCGGUCAACGCCGCGUCAAACGCUGUUGGCGUCGUGGAGACCAAGGUCAUCCAGGUCGUCAACAACGCUUACCACGGCCUGAUCUCUGACCUGCAGCUUAACGACUUUUACGCAAUCCAUGUCAGCAGCUCUUGCGUCGGCACGUACGUCUACGAGAAUGGAACGAACGUCACGGUCGGCGAUGGCGGCUUGCCUACGUCAAAUGGCAAAUACGGCGUGCACAAGCGUGUCGACAGCUGCAGCACACAUUCCGCGAUUGACCCUAUGAGCCUGAUCAAGAUACUCUACUGGAUAGGUAUUAUCUUUACGGGUGUUGCACUCAUAUUCGGCAUAACAGGCCUAGUGCUGCUACCAACGGGCCGUGGUCGCAAGCUCGCAGUGUUCAACAUCAUCGCGACUUUGUUUGCGUUCAUCUUCAUCGGGUUGGCGUCGGCGGUGACACAUGGCCUUGCACUCGGUGCUACCAAGUUUAUCAACUUCGUUGGUGAGUCCAUCGGGAUUGCAGGAUAUCUUGGCAGUCGGUUCAUGGCCAUGACGUGGGCUACGACGGUCCUACUCUUGAUCAACAUGCUAUUAUGG
Molecule: messenger RNA, 753 nt
Organism: Baudoinia panamericana UAMH 10762
Lineage: Eukaryota; Fungi; Ascomycota; Dothideomycetes; Mycosphaerellales; Teratosphaeriaceae
Exons: 2
Biological process (GO): fungal-type cell wall organization
Cellular component (GO): plasma membrane; cell cortex of cell tip
Source: RefSeq, a predicted model, not a curated record